UUUAACCAUACACAUUGUAAAGAGCUCAGUCUCUUCGACAUUCACAUACGUACGGGGCCCCGCGACAAACUUAGUUUUCUGAACAACGGGAAUCCAGUUAUAAAUAACAAAAUUAUUGUAAUUCGCUAUCAGGGGUUUUUAUGCCUACACGGCUUUUCCCCUAGAGCCAAUAAAGGUCAAUCCCUUUUUGCUCUAAUUGCAUCAUUUACCACCAUAUUAGAUUCAAGAUUUAAAACUAAAUUUUUAUCAGACGAAAAUAAGGCGAAACAAUGGAUAAUCGACGAAUUACUUGAAAUAAAUAAUAGAGCCGAAGAUAAAGACACACACAGUCAUAAUGUCAAUCCUGUUCAAGAACAAGAUAUCAUCAGUGAAACACACAACGACAUUUGGAAGUGUUUUGACGACAUCGUGAAUAAUUCAAAAUCAGAUAAUAGCGAUAAUAGUAUUAUUGAGGAUUCAUUAAACACGGGAUUGUUUAAAAAACAACCAAGUAAUCGCAGUAAAAAAAAAAUUUCAAUUCACAAUGCCGAAUUAACAAAGUAUCUGACGAUACCUCUAUCACCAAGAACUGAAGAUCCUUUAACAUGGUGGAAAACCCAUGCUUUAGAAUAUCCUAAUCUCAAAAUUUUUGUUUUAAAAUAUUUGAGUGCUCCACCUUCUUCUGUACAUUCCGAAAGACUCUUUAACGCAAGAAAAUUAGUUUACUCUGACAAUAGAAAUAAAUUAUCACCGCAAAAUGCGGAAAUGUUAUUAUUUAUAAUGAAAAAUUUAUUAAUAUUAAACUAUGAUUAUUAAGUAAUAUUAAAACUAA
Molecule: messenger RNA, 811 nt
Organism: Monomorium pharaonis (pharaoh ant)
Lineage: Eukaryota; Metazoa; Arthropoda; Insecta; Hymenoptera; Formicidae
Product: zinc finger BED domain-containing protein 4
Exons: 1
Molecular function (GO): protein dimerization activity
Source: RefSeq, a predicted model, not a curated record